GAAACGUGUGAGGCUUGCAGCCGUCGGACUUUAUCGUUGUGGCCCAAGCUUCUCUUCCUCUGCGGCUUUCCGAUCAACCUCAACCGCAUUCCCGACUUCCAUCCAUCCCCCCAAGCCAUGGACGAGUUGUCGCACGCUCUUCGUCCUGAAGACGACGCGCCGGACUCUCCGAAGCGCAAGAAAAAGCGGACCAAGUAUACCUCAAAAGCUUGCGUGACUUGCCGGCGCUCAAAACUCAAGUGCUCUGGCGAGAGUCCGUGCCAGCGCUGCCUCGAUAACGGUCGAACAUGUCACUACGAUGAACAGCCUAUAGCUUCCAACGGCACCGGCGUGAUGCGAAGCAUACCACGACAGGAUGUAGUGGAAAGGGAAAGACGUGGGAGCGAUUCCAGCGUCUUGGGGAUUGCUGAGGUGCUGCAGAACCUCAGUCGGCCAACACUUGCACAGCCAUUAAAUACAGCCAACAGCCCUGCGCUUUCACGAAGAAAUCUGGUACCACAUAACGAAGGAAGCGCUAUAGAGCGAAGAGCUAGCGAUGCGAGUUUACUUGGGCUAUCUAUGGAAGCGCGCAUGGCUAGAAUUGAAGGCAUGAUGGAAGCUUUGAUCCAAGAUCGAAGUGUGAUGUUGUCCCCUCGAGGAAGCAUGGAGCGAGAAGAUACUGCUAGUGAUAGUCUACGGGGUGAUGCUACAUUCGAUAUACGUAUGGAGACAUUCGGGGCGAUUUCCAACACAGCUAGACAAAAACUGAAAUUGUCGAACGACUCGCCCGAACUUCAAGUACGCCAACCUGUACCUGCAACAAGCCCACCUCAGCAGGAAGGUCGAUCUACCAUCCGGACUGGAACGAAGGACCGGACGUUUCCAACCCUCACCGACUACCAACGCUAUAUUGAUUUUUUCUUUUCCAGCGUUAACCCAUAUCUUCCCUGCAUCAAUGAGGCCGAGUUCCGUGCGCAUAGCGAGCAAAUGCUAUCCUCGGUGGACAUCCCGGAAAGGAGCAUGUGUCUUUUGGCCCUCAACUAUGUCAUCUUUGCUUGCGUAGAUAUCCUGCUUCAAAUGCUGGAUACUGGUAGCAAUGUUCCAGGUGGAGACAGCAAUACUGCCGGUUGGCAUUGGUUUCAGAUUGCUGAAGAAGUCCUGGGAAACCGCCCGAAGACAGGACGGGGGAGAAUGGUUUUAGUACAGGUCCUCACUUGGGAGGCAUUCUAUCUCAUGCAUAACGAUAUGCCGAAUGCUGCUUACAAUGUCGUAGGGCUGGCGUGUAGGCUUUGCUAUCAGUACGACCUACACCAACAACCAUUCUGGAGCGGAUACACGCCAUUCGAGAUUCACAUGUGUCAACGUAUUUUCUGGUGUCUGUAUUUUAGCGACCGCCGAAUUGCAUUAAGCUGUGGGCAGCCGUACUGCUUACGCGACUCUGAUAUUGAGGUUGACCAACCGCCAUAUAUUGCUGAUAGAGACCUCUUCCCUGAUCGACCUUUACCAAACAUAGACCCAUCGCGAUCGGCCAAUAUGUAUCUGAGAUUGAUGAUCGCCUGGGGUAGAUUCGCAGGCGAAGUGUACGACCUGGCUUUUGUUGCAGUAGCCGCCAAACACGGGCUUGAUGGGGAGAAGGCCGCUCAACUUGAAAGCCGUAUAACCGAUUUCACAAGAUAUACCUUGGCAGCAAUGCCCCUGAUACCACCCAAUCAGGCUCCCGAACCUAGACAUUUACGACAGCACAUCCUAUCUCACACACGCUUCAACAACCUCCGACUGUUUCUCAGGCGGACAACCAUGCUCUCUCUUAACUACGACGGGAAAACUGGUGUCACGUACGGCGAUAUCGCUUUAGACACCAUUCAGCGGUUUAAACCCCAUGCCCGCGAAGCAAAAAUACCCAGUCCACUCCGUUUCCACAUGGCCACCACACUCUCACAUUCCCUUCUCAUCCUUGCGAGUUUAAUUCUUCGCGAUCUUUCUUCCAUAGGCAUACAGGAUCGCAAGGACUUGUACACGGUGGGUUACCUGGACGCCAAAAACAUCCUGCAGGAGAUCGCUGCCCACAACCAAGUUGCCCGCCGUAUCGUAGACGACUUCCGAAGCCUGUUUCGUAGCGUGUCAACGGCUUUAAACAACAGGGAAAUUGGUACCCCCAAUUGGGCUAAUGAUCACUUCAACCCAAGUGACUUUCCCGUGCGGUCAAGACUGGGCCAUCUGCGCGAGAAGUCUCUACCAUCCGAUUCGUGGGAUGCCGAAUUUCAGCAGUCUCCUGAAGCUGCUUCUGGCAUCAUCUGGACUUGAGGGUGCAAAAUUUCUGCUUUCUAUCUUCACGGAUUUGUUUCCCCGUGGAUCUGUAUAUAUUUCGCACUUUGGUGCUGUAUUACGUUUACGUGUAUUUUCAAGUUGUCAUCAUGAUACCAUACCAUCUAGU
Aaosphaeria arxii CBS 175.79 is the source of this 2413-nucleotide messenger RNA. RefSeq lists its product as uncharacterized. Gene Ontology annotation, molecular function: DNA-binding transcription factor activity, RNA polymerase II-specific; zinc ion binding; RNA polymerase II cis-regulatory region sequence-specific DNA binding. The transcript is spliced from 5 exons. Gene Ontology annotation, cellular component: nucleus. The record is from RefSeq and is a predicted model, not a curated record. Lineage: Eukaryota; Fungi; Ascomycota; Dothideomycetes; Pleosporales. The coding region runs from base 118 to 2283 and encodes 721 amino acids. Gene Ontology annotation, biological process: positive regulation of transcription from RNA polymerase II promoter by galactose; DNA-templated transcription.